This is a messenger RNA of Nymphalis io (European peacock), 805 nucleotides long. RefSeq lists its product as uncharacterized. The transcript is spliced from 3 exons. NCBI's taxonomy places the organism in Eukaryota, Metazoa, Arthropoda, Insecta, Lepidoptera, Nymphalidae. The record is from RefSeq and is a predicted model, not a curated record. Bases 47 to 697 code for a protein of 216 amino acids.
CAUAUCAAAAAUACUUUUUAAAUUAAUAUUAUAAACAUUUUUUACAAUGAGGUCUAAAAAUCCAACUGCUAAAAAGCCGCAACAAAUUCUUUUCUGCAAAAAUACCUAUGGACCAAAAGUCAAGGUUCAGAAUUGGGAUUACCAAAUGCAUGUGGAAAAGAAGGAUAAUUAUGUAUACCGGGAUAAUCUGAGUAAUCAUCUCAGUACAUAUUUGCGUUGGGGCGAUCAAGAUCAAAACAUUGGUAAAAGCGAAACACGAAUUAUGCUUGAACAAGUUUAUAGCAAAACUGAUCCAAUUUAUGCUUUUAAGCCUCUUGUUAAUUUUACUUCAUAUCCAUGCACUGAUACCCCUGGUCGAAAUAAACUGAUGAAAAAUGCAAACUUGGCACAACUUCCUUUAGAUUUCGGUGUUAUGGAUUAUCUUACAACUCAACAAGAUGAAUAUAGAAAUCCUUAUGCGACUGUUCCUCCACCGUUAUCAAUGGCUUCACCUGUGUGGUUGGUUAAUCGAGUAAUUCGGUCAGAUCUUACGCAUAACCAUGGAACAGCCCCGCCUAAAGGCGAAUAUCAAUGUUUAGAUACGCAUACGCCGAUUGGUCAUAUUCGUCAAAUGAGAUUGUUUCGUUACCAAUCAUUUAAUCCAGCGACAUGCAUUCAAGAUUUUCCUUCUGUUGAUUUAUCACUAGACAGCAAAUAAAAUACAUGUGUUUUUAAAAUUCCUUUAUUACGUCAUAAUCUAAAAAAAAAAAACAAAAAAUGAAAUAGAAAAAAUAACGAUAGCUACAAAACGCUUAAAUGACAACAU